UGCUGUACCCAUGGCAUCCCGCUCAAGCCGAGCAGGUCAGCAGCAUCAAGGCCAUACAGUGGCUGUCCUUUCACCGAUAGUAGAUCAACACGAACGCACGUACGGAAAUGAGCAAACUAGCAUCAUGGAUUGCCGCUGGGCACAGGGCUAUUGCGGUAGUGGAUGCGCAGAUAGCUGAGGAGCCGGCCUCUCAAGCCCGUCAGGGGGGCAGCGUUAUAUCUCCUUUGGCCAGCGUCUCUGACUAUCGGGCGCUUGCGGCAACCCAUCGAUAUUGGCGCCAUUCCUUUAAGCAGGGAAGUCUUGCAGGACGUCGGCAUCGAUUUGUGCGGGAGUUCAGCGAUCGUAUUCACCGAGCUUAUGAUGUGGCUAGUCAGCUGAAACCACAAGCAACGGCCGCGGACUUGCGUGAACCGCUGGUGCAUCUUCAAACGGCUCUAGAGGUGCUAGGUUCGAUCAAAAUCUACGAUGAUGAAACACCUAUUACCUCUAGAGAGCUGCCUCCAAGGCUGCUCCAGGAUCCGAGCAAGCCAUCCGCGGAAGCUAUAUGGUUGCAUAUGAAGCUGGACUACACAAAACACUGUCUCGUUCUGUUGGUACGAGUUUUAAUGCAUGUGCUUCCAGACUAUACCGAAUGCUGGGCUGAGUCGAAGCAGGCGUUUCUUAGAAAAGAUUGGUAUACCAUGUUCUCUUUUGAAACAGAACAGGUAAUAAGCAAGACAUCUAUGCCCUGUUCUAGACUCAGAGACAUGGGUGGGGCAAUUUCGUUACGGAUUCCGGGAACCGGUGAUGGAAGCAGCGGAUCGGGUGAUUAUUGAUUUGCAAAUGCCAAUAUUGUUUUCCUUCUAGUGUAGAAAAUGCAGGCAAUAGUGGCAGGAAUCACCUCAUCGAGCGGAGGCAUGACAAUUGCAGUGUGAUUGAUUCAAAGGCUCAGUCUAAGGCGAAGGUAUGCCUCUUAUCAGAUGGCAAGGUGUACAUGAUAAAACCAGCGUGUCGAGAGGUAAGGUAGUUUUAGCGCUACC
Molecule: messenger RNA, 1019 nt
Organism: Truncatella angustata
Lineage: Eukaryota; Fungi; Ascomycota; Sordariomycetes; Amphisphaeriales; Sporocadaceae
Exons: 3
Coding region: 108-815 (235 amino acids)
Source: RefSeq, a predicted model, not a curated record